This is a messenger RNA of Myxocyprinus asiaticus (Chinese sucker), 758 nucleotides long. Its product is annotated as V-type proton ATPase subunit e 1-like. Bases 129 to 374 code for a protein of 81 amino acids. The transcript is spliced from 4 exons. NCBI's taxonomy places the organism in Eukaryota, Metazoa, Chordata, Actinopteri, Cypriniformes, Catostomidae. Gene Ontology annotation, cellular component: proton-transporting V-type ATPase, V0 domain. The record is from RefSeq and is a predicted model, not a curated record. Gene Ontology annotation, molecular function: proton-transporting ATPase activity, rotational mechanism. Gene Ontology annotation, biological process: proton transmembrane transport.
CGGCCUGUGGAGAGUCAUGUGAUCAUCACCGUCCACACAGCAGUCGAGCGCGAGCGGUGUGGAGUCUGCUGAACUUUAGUCGUUUUACAGAAAAUUAGUUCAUAAACCUCGAUAUACUAGAUUAAAUAAUGGCGAGCACAUCUUUCGUGAUUUCUAUAUCAGUUAUGACUGUGUUGUGGGGUCUUGUUGGUGGAGUUAUUCCUCUGUUUAUUCCUAAAGGACCGAAUCGAGGAGUCAUUGUGACCAUGUUGGUACUGACUGCAGUUUGUUGCUACCUGUUCUGGCUGAUAGCUAUUCUAGCACAGCUGAACCCAUUGCUUGGACCAACACUUAGCAACGAUACCAUCUGGUACCUCUUCUAUCACUGGCCAUAGGGUCUAUUGCUGGAUUCAUUGGUCCCUUUACAAACCAGAUGCUGGAAGUUUGUAGAUUGCCAAAAAUAAGAACAUUUUCACUGUCGCUUUCUCUACAAGGGAAAACACCUUUUGAUUCAAGCUUUACAUGCUGUUCUCUUACACAAAGAAUGACGACCAUAUCCCUGUUUGUGGAAUAUGAUUUGUGUUGAUAUUUAUUUGACCUCAUGUUCAAGGAAAUAAGCAAAUAAAUGUGUUGCCUUUUUUGUUUUAUGAGAGUAUUGUAUUUUGGCUUUGUACUUUGUGUAAUGUGUGUUAAAUGACCUGAUCAUUAGACUAGCUUUUCCUUUUUAUUUGUAUGAUUCUGUAUGUAAAAUAAAUGAUGAAUGAGGAGAGGAAAUGUAA